Aspergillus vadensis CBS 113365 is the source of this 1694-nucleotide messenger RNA. Its product is annotated as putative iron-regulated transporter. The record is from RefSeq and is a predicted model, not a curated record. The transcript has 6 exons. Gene Ontology annotation, molecular function: iron ion transmembrane transporter activity. NCBI's taxonomy places the organism in Eukaryota, Fungi, Ascomycota, Eurotiomycetes, Eurotiales, Aspergillaceae. Gene Ontology annotation, biological process: iron ion transmembrane transport. Bases 97 to 1629 code for a protein of 510 amino acids. Gene Ontology annotation, cellular component: membrane.
GCAAUCACGAUUUAAUUCCCCGUCUCACACCAACUCCAAAUCCAUCUUCCAAACAUGCAAAUUUCGGGAAUCUGAGUAUCAAACAAACGCCCUAUCAUGGCAGAAUCACCUUUACUCCACGCUCACACAGAGCCCCGAACAUCUUGCGAUUCGCAAGACCCGGCAGAGCCAUUUUUACCCCGACCAUCGGCCCCCGGGUCCCCAGUGCCUCAAAACCCAACUCGAAUUCUGUUGCGGUUGUACAUUUCCCAUUUUCUCUCAACAUGGAACUCGCGCAUGUUUGAGUUUGGGGCUGUCUUGUUCCUGGCCACUAUCUUCCCGGGAACACUGCGGUAUGCUUCGGUGUAUGCUUUGGUACGAUCGCUGGCUGCGGUGGUCCUAUCCUCGUGGUUGGGAUCGGUGGUGGACCGGGCGAAUAGGUUGAGAGCGAUUCGGCAUUCCAUUAUAUGGCAGAGACUCCCUGUGGCUGCUUCCUGCGCAUGCUUUACGGUUCUCCUGGCGCCGUCUACUACGGUGUUUACUUCGCUCGUGUUUGCGGGCUCAGUACUGCUCGCUUGUGUGGAGAAGCUCGCUGCUACUGCUAAUUGUGUUGCUGUUGAGAGAGACUGGGCCAUUGUUGUGUCGGAUGCUUUGGAUAUCCCUCGACAAGACCUCAAUGCCUCUAUGAGACGGAUAGAUCUAUUUUGCAAACUCUUAGCUCCGGUGGUCAUCUCCGUGGUUGAUGGACUGUCGACCAAGAUAGCCAUAUGGACGGUCUUGGCUGUGAAUGUUUCCUGCGUCGUCGUUGAGUACAUUGCAAUCGCUCAGGUGUAUACGUCCAUACCCGAACUCAAGCGUUGUCAGGAUGGAAGCAAUGAGAUCGGAGAUGGACCUGGGCUUCAGCCACAGAAUAGCGACAGUACUCCGAGCGCAGCUCGUCGGAUAGCGCAGUAUAGCAGAAGGGCUCUUGCUCCGUGGCGAGAGUAUGUGGCUAGCUCUGUAUUCCUGGCCUCUCUUGCCUUGAGCUUACUUUACCUCACGGUGCUCUCCUUCGGCACUACCAUGGUAACGUAUCUGCUACAUACUGGCUUCACUCCGCUGCAGGUCAGCGGGAUGAGGAUCGGAGCUGUCAUUGCAGAGCUGUCAGGGACAUGGGCAGCCCCCUUCAUCAUGGGCAGGAUUGGGCCUAUCCGGUCAGGACUGUGGUUCCUGAACUGGCAGUUUGCCUGUCUGGCGGCUGCAGUGACGGCCUUUGCUGUCCUCGACAAUCAGUCUCAAGUGGUUGCCGUGAGCCUGAUUGUGGGCGUAGCUCUCAGUCGAAUCGGGCUUUGGGGCUUUGACCUUUCGGUACAAUUUCUAGUUCAAGAGGGUGUGGACGAACGGGCUCGCGCGCGGUUCUCAUCCACGGAAAUGGCUCUCCAAAACAUCUUCGAGCUCCUGUCCUUUGCGACGACCAUUGCAUUCCCGCUUCCCGAACAAUUCAAAUACCCAGUAUUCAUCAGUUACGGGGGCAUUGCGCUGGCUGCUAUAUGUUUCGCGACGUAUGUGCGAAAGGAACGCGGACACUUGCUGCAUACAUCCAAGUGUUUUGGGGGAGACAAGAAACGGAUCGUCCCCGACCCGCAGGAUGUCAUCAUCCGAAGGGCAUAAUGAGAUAGAGUGCAUGUAGUGUCAUGAGAUAUGAAUCAAAUAUGCUGUCUGACGUAGCUGUUCCU